Messenger RNA from Dichotomopilus funicola, 3015 nucleotides. RefSeq lists its product as uncharacterized. Bases 1 to 3015 code for a protein of 1004 amino acids. Lineage: Eukaryota; Fungi; Ascomycota; Sordariomycetes; Sordariales; Chaetomiaceae. The transcript has 6 exons. The record is from RefSeq and is a predicted model, not a curated record.
AUGGAGGGUGCAGGCCAACCUCAUGAAUCGGGGGAGCCUCGGGCACAAAUGGCGACUGGGGUAUCAACAACCACGCCGCCGCCGCCGCCGCUUGUCAAUCCGGAUCAGCCAGACCCUCGUGCACUCAGUACCGCAGCGCCGGGUACAUCUCCACGGGUAGCAUCUCCUGCAGCACAAGGAGCGGAUGUAGCAGUUGCAGCGGCAACUACGGCCCCAGCCGUCGGUAUCCCAAUUCCAUCCUCCAACCCUCCUGUGAGCUUGGCUAUGGAGAAUGGCGGCACCAAUAUCGAGAGCCGAGAAGCAUGGCCGGAACGGCCUCCGAGGCCCAAUUUGGAUACACCACGGUCUGCGAGCCCACAGGUCCAGCUUCAAACGACGGCUGCCAACACAGAGAGUGUAUCACAUCAGCAACCGAUUUCACCAACUGCACGGGCAGCCCCAGAGGUAUCACCAGUUCGAGAAAGUUCGCCGAUUGUGAAGGAGGAAUACUUGGGCCCAGCGGUUCCGGGUCCUCCUCAGGCAUCGCAGCUCCACCAAAACACACUGCCCGGCCCAUCGGGUCUUCCUGCACGGCUUCCAUCACCACCACGCGUUCCGGCGCCGAGUUUUUCGCCUUCGUCCGCUCCGCCACCUCCGCAUCCGCUCCCUGCUCCGGGCCCGGUAGUGCCCGGACAUUUGCAUCACAGCGUUCCGCAGCGACUUCCUACGCUAUCGGGGCCGCAAUUGGGGCCGCAUCAAGCCUCGCAGCAAUACCCGCCGCAUUCCCAGCAUUCCCGUCAACCACCGCCGCCGCUCGUGCAUGUCUCUAGCUCCCAGCCCGCUCCACAUCUGCAAACGCAUGGGCACUUGCAUCAUUCUCCCCAGUACGAGCACGGAUACCACCAUCAGCAGCAGCAGCAGCAGCCGCAGCAAUACCACCAGCAGCACUACCAGCAUCAGCACCCACAUCAUCAUCACCAACAUCAACAUCAACACCAACCGCCGCCUCACCAUCACCACCAACCCUCACCAUCGUCAACCGCACCCACACCCGCACCCGGAACUCCGCUGACGCCGAUUCCGCCAUCGCAGCAGUAUUUUCCUCCUAAUCCAGCGCAGCAGGCCUGGCCACACCCAUCAGUACCCGUUCACAUAGCAUCCCUUUCAAAACCCAUCAUCAUGGAUCCACCAAGCGUCCGGAAGGGCGGCCAGCAGGGUGGUGGCCAAGCCGGACAGCCCAACGAGACGCCUGUGUUUCCGUCGCCGACGAUGCAGAAUCAGGCUGCGCCGAACCCCAAGUUCGUGGACGAUUACACACGCAUCAACUUUGCUAUUCAACAGAGCAUACCCGAGGCCGUUCGCCGUGUUGUACGGGACCGGUGGGAAAAGUGCCUUUUGGGUUCUGAGUUUCACCAAGCGUUUGUUCUCAAUGCCGCCAUCCACCAUGCGAGCGCCACUAUUACGCAACGCGCCGUUCGAGACUUUGGCGGGAAGCUAGUUGACACGGCGAGACGCGACAUCGUGGCCCAUUUCUCAGCUGAGGCACUGGAUGAUGUCGCCGACUUAAUCAUCUGCAAGGCCAGCGACAAGUUUCUGGACAAGUGCCUCGAAAAGCGCCUCUUAACCAUUGGGGCCAAGCCGCUCAUCAACGCUCUCGCCGCCGCAGAGCGGCUGGGGUACGAGCCCAGCGACAUGGUCCAGGUUGAGCCAAAUGAACGUGUCCUCCCCCAGGCCCCUCCAAGCCAGCCGGCACCCACAAACCCGGCGCAGAGUCAUCCAGUGGCUCAGUGUCUGAAGUGUUUCCGGACGUUUGCGUAUCCAUCGGCCCAUGAAUAUCACGCUACGCACGAUGUUUGCAGCCAAAUCCCACCAGACAACAAUGGCUUCGAGCACGCAUGUAUACAUUGCGGUAAAGGCUUUACGAAUGUUGUUGAUCUGCAACGACAUACCGAGCAGCAAGUCUGCACCACCCCCAGGCCGGCCCAAACUCCUCAACCCCGCCUAAACCAAGCGGGAACAGUUGUCACACGAAGUCCGUCCUCGGUCCAUACCCCCGGUGCCGCAACAAUUGAGCUCCAUCUUCCCUCCACCAUACCCAGCGCCAAGCCGACACCCCCCACUGCAGGCACCGGCCUCCCUGGAGACCCGUACGGACAUUUGACACCGGAUCAAAUCCAAAGCAUGAAUGACGAUCUCCGUGCCGCCGAGGAGCAGUUUGCACCGCGCUUCGCCGAAGCCAACGAGAUUGCAGACAGCGGACAACGCAGGGUCAAGUUGGAGGGUCUCCGAAACAGUUUUGGCACCAAGCAGUCCCUUAUCCGUAAGAAAUACGGCGUCCGGUUGCGCGAGAGACGGACCAAGGCCGAGAUUGAGGCGGAAAGGGCACGAGUCAUGGGCAGACAGCGGCGGAACGAAGCUUCGAGACCUCCACCAACACCCGGUUCAGGUCCUGCGCUCACCGCUCCCGUUGCUCCUGCUGCCGGAAGUGGAUGGACGGCAGCGAAUACCCCGCGCACCAGCGCCGUCUGGGAAGAACACGACGCGAAACGCCGGCGUCUAAGCGAGGCCGGCGGGCAUCACUCCCCGUCCCGGACACUCGCCGACGACACGCCCACGCGCAAGGUCAGCGGUUCAUAUCCCACAGCCGCAACAACCUCGUCCCGACCAACAACAACCUACGAGCAGUCCGGCGCACGAAUCCAAAUCCACAUACCCACCGCCAAUUCUCAACAACAACAACAACAACAACAACAAUCCGGUGGCAGCGCUCAUCCCAAUGGCGUCUCCGGCACCGCCUCGCGAACCGCCACGCCGGAUGGGUCGCACAGCGGUACGAACGCCGACAGCGAGAACAGGCAGCAGCAGCAGCAGCAUGGGCACGGUCGUCCCGGCCUCUCCUCCGCGCCUGUAGUCAUCGACGACGAUGACGACUCCUCUUCGGGCGACGACGAGGAUAUCCCGUCGACGCUGCCUUCUCAUGUGCGGAAGAGUUUGGGCGCGUCGGCUAGCCCGUCGGUUGUGCAGAAGACGCCUUAG